Mycena indigotica is the source of this 1416-nucleotide messenger RNA. Its product is annotated as Histone acetyltransferase. Gene Ontology annotation, molecular function: metalloendopeptidase activity. Bases 217 to 1416 code for a protein of 399 amino acids. Gene Ontology annotation, biological process: membrane protein intracellular domain proteolysis; regulation of response to endoplasmic reticulum stress. The record is from RefSeq and is a predicted model, not a curated record. The transcript is spliced from 7 exons. NCBI's taxonomy places the organism in Eukaryota, Fungi, Basidiomycota, Agaricomycetes, Agaricales, Mycenaceae. Gene Ontology annotation, cellular component: cytoplasm; membrane.
AACAGAGGUCGGAACCAUACGCAAGUCAUUGUUGAGAAGUUGCACUUUCGGAUCCAAACAUCAGCGUUAAAUGGACAUCAAGACGCGCUCUCCCAUUCACUUGGAUCUAGGAGACAUCUUCGCUGGAUAUUAACCCUAUUUUAUCACACCGGAGUAAUUGUAGCCAUUCUGGGGGCAAUCACCUCUUUUACACUCCUCUUGCUGAAUUGCGCCCACAUGCUAGCGCCAUGGGUGUAUGCUCCCCCUCCUGACUUGCAACCAUCUCUACUGGCAAAGCGACUGGUGCAAAGUACUCCAGUCACUGUGGUGAAACCCGUCAUUCCGGGACUCACCACCCCUUUGAGUCAUCUUCCCGCCAUCCUCUCUGCUGUCUUUAUUUCUCAAGUGAUCCAUGAAGUGGGUCACGCCAUCUCUGCGGCCCUUGACGCAGUGCCAAUAGUGUCCGCUGGCGCAUCAUUUACUAUCGCCAUCCCUGCGGCAUUUGUUUCUUUUCCGGCGACCACACUACAGGCCCUUCAGCCUUACUCACGUGCUCGCAUCAUCGCUGCGGGACCAUUCCAUAAUCUGGUAUUCUGGACUGUUCUUCUAACCGUAGACUGGCUUGGGUUGGCAAACUCGUUCAAUCGAGACGUCUCUGAUAUCGGGCGUGUUGUCGUGAAUAUCGACAAGGAUUCGGACUUGGGCAGCUACAUUGAACUAGGUUCCAUCAUUACCAAGAUAGACGACGUCUCUCUUGGGUCGCCUGAAGAUAUAUGGACCUCGUAUCUGACAUCAAUUUCGCCUCCAUCGCCCGGUUGGUGCGUCAAACACGCUGAACUGACCACGAAUCCACAUUCCUGUUGCCAAUCAACGACUUCAUCUCCACUAGCGUGUUUCUCCUCCACCAUGCACCAUGACCACGGCUGUCUUGACCCAGUUUCUGUUCUAACAAGUGACCGACACCGAUGCCAGGUCGAUGAAGAAUGCCCGUCUGAGAUGCUAUGUGUACGACCCCGCGAUUCUGCCAACUUUGUUCGAAUCGGCGUAGGAGACAAAACGAUACUCUGGAGUGGUCCAAAGAACGAAAUUUACGACCAAGUCGAGAUUGGCUCGAGGAUCCCUCUAUUGUGUCCCUUUUGGCUGGUGCAGCACCUGACUCUAUUUUGGAGCUAUCUCAAAAUGGCAACGCUGUCAUUGUUCUUAUUCAACCUGCUUCCGCUGCCCUAUCUGGACGGAACGCAAUUCAUGCAAGCUUUGCUCGACAUGUCACUUCCGGAAGAACACGAAGAGUAUGAUAUGAAUGCAUUAGAGUCUGGAGACAGAAGGCAGAGAUCAAGGCGAGAUCGGUGGAAAGAGCGUGCUGGGCGAAGCAUUGGGACCGUGACGAGCGGACUUUUUGUACUGAGUGUAGUAUUUGCGCUCAUUGACAUGCGUUGA